ACACAGCACAACCCACUGCACGCUCGCAUGGUGACGUAAUCCCGUGAAAGAGCACGCGCUCUUCGCAACAAUGUCGCGCACCAAAACACAUCAGCGCCGUCCAUCCAGCCGAACCCGAUCCCGAGCCCAAUGAGACCCAAAUCUGCCGCAGCUCGAGGAUUUCUAUCAGGAACAUUUAGAGGGGGAUAUGGCUGCUCAAGAACCAUCUCCACCCUCCUCCAUGGAGAACAACAAGCCAGGGUUUCCCAAAAAGAUCCUGGCCAAUAAACUUGAAGACAAACAUUUAUGCAACUGCUGUCAGAACAUUUUGAGGAGACCGUUACAAGCUCAAUGCGGCCAUCGCUUUUGCUCUUACUGCUUCAACCGGACUGUGGGGUCUGGACCACAGAAGUGUGGCGCUUGUAUCAAAGAGGACAUCUUUGAAGAGCCUACAUCAAUUCUCAAACAAGGCUGUGCGUUUCCAGACAACGCGGCUAGAAGAGAGGUGGAAAAUCUCCCAGCCGUCUGCAUCAGUGAGGGAUGCUGUUGGAAGGGAAGCAUCAAAGAUUACGAGGUGAACCAUGAAGGGAAAUGUGAGUUCAUGAUUCUGGCCUGUUCCCUGUGUAAAGAGCUCAUCAGACUGAACGAACAGGAACGUCACAAUGAACGUGAAUGCCCCGAGAGAACCCUCAACUGUAAAUACUGUAAAGAGCCAUUUCACUUCAAAAACAUCAAGGCACAUGAUGAAAUCUGUCCCAAAUAUCCCAUGAUCUGUGAAGGAUGUGCCAAGAAGAAAAUCCCAAGAGAAAAAUAUUUUGAUCACAUCAAGUUCUGCAGUAAAUUCAGGACACCGUGCAGAUAUCAUGUGGUCGGCUGUGAUAUGUUGGUGGAAAAGGAGAAGAUCCACGAGCACGAGCGAGCCUGCGCCCACGACCAUCUCAACCUGCUGCUGCACUGCAUCAUGGGAAUGAAGGUCAGUCUGGAGGGUCUGCAGCCUCAGAAUCUGGAACUGGCGGGUCACAAAGCGCUCGAGCUCCAUAAGGCUCUGAGAGACCUGGAGGCCAGAGUCAGUCAGCUGAGCGCCAUCGCGGGCCCGUCCGGACCUCCCGUGCAGGGGGUCCCCUCAUCUUCCUCCUCCACCCCGUCGUCCUCUGCGUCUGCCUCCGGGCAGCCCCCUCCUCCUCUGCCCACCUCCUUCACCCCUCUGCCCAGCACGGUGGGCGCCGCCCUGGAGCUUCAGCUGCACAGCGAGAAGACCAAAGUGGCAGAACUGGCCCGGCGCUGUCAGGAGAUGGAGGUGAAGGCGGGGACGUUUGAAGACGUGGUGUGCGUGCUGAACCGUGAGGUGGAGCGCUUCGCCACAACCAUAGAAGCAAGCAACCGGCAGCACAGGCUGGAUCAAGACAAAAUAGAGGCUCUUAGUAACAAGGUGCGUCAGCUGGAGAGACAGGUGGGUGUUAAGGAUCUCACGGUGGCUGAGAUGGAGGGCAGGUUACGAGAGAUGUCUGCUACCACUUUUGAUGGCGUCUUCAUCUGGCGAAUAUCAGACUUCACUAAAAAGAGACAAGACGCUGUCGCUGGACGAGCUCCUGCUAUGUUUUCACCAGCAUUCUACACCAGUAAAUACGGCUAUAGGAUGUGUCUGCGCAUCUAUCUGAAUGGAGACGGAACGGGCCGUGGGUCUUAUCUGUCUCUGUUCUUCGUGGUCAUGCGGGGGAUGAGUGACGCUCUUCUCAAAUGGCCCUUCAACCAGAAGGUCACCCUGAUGCUGCUGGACCAAAGUAACAGAGAGCACAUCAUCGACGCCUUUCGGCCCGACAUCACCUCCUCAUCAUUCCAGAGGCCGGUCAGCGAGAUGAACAUCGCCAGCGGAUGUCCUCUCUUCUGUCCGCUGUCCAAGCUGGAGGGCAAGAACUCUUACAUCCGUGACGAUACCAUCUUCAUCAAAGCCAUCGUGGACCUCACCGGCCUUUAGCU
Messenger RNA from Triplophysa rosa, 1956 nucleotides. Its product is annotated as TNF receptor-associated factor 2. Bases 188 to 1954 code for a protein of 588 amino acids. NCBI's taxonomy places the organism in Eukaryota, Metazoa, Chordata, Actinopteri, Cypriniformes, Nemacheilidae. The record is from RefSeq and is a predicted model, not a curated record. Gene Ontology annotation, biological process: positive regulation of canonical NF-kappaB signal transduction; positive regulation of JNK cascade; protein K63-linked ubiquitination. The transcript is spliced from 11 exons. Gene Ontology annotation, molecular function: ubiquitin protein ligase binding; zinc ion binding; tumor necrosis factor receptor binding. Gene Ontology annotation, cellular component: cytoplasmic side of plasma membrane; plasma membrane signaling receptor complex; cytosol.